AUGACAGAAGAUAUAUUUGGAUCUUUUAUGAUAGGUAUUCAAUGUGAAGAAGGUGUUAUUAUUGCAACAGAAGUGUCUAAGGACCAUCAAAGAUUGUUUGAAAUAGAUGACAAUUUGAUGUGUUCAAUUAUAGGCACAAACGACCCAAGAGAUAUUUUAGAUAAAGCUAGAACCGAAGCAUUGAAUCAUAGAGGUAUUAAUAAUAAAAUACCAAUGAAUGUUGAGUCAUGUGUCAAAACUAUAAAUAAUUUAUUAUUAAAGUCAAAUGAAGAUGGAUUAUCACACGGUGCAUCAGUAUUGGUUGGAGGUAUUGACGAGCAAAAUGGAUCAUUGUUUCCAUCUCUAUACUAUAUAGACCCCUCAGGAGCAUAUAAUCAAGUUCAAUCCAAAGUAAUAGGAGGAAAGGGGUAUGAGGGUGCCCAGUCUAUUCUACAAGCAAACUACUCAACCAAGUUAUCUCUAAAAGAGUGUCAAGAUCAAAUAGUAUCAACACUAAAGUAUUUGAAUAGAGAAGUUUCAUUUUCAAACAUUCAAUUAGGCAUCGCUCUAAAAUCAAAUGGACUGUGUAAAAUAAACUCAAAAUUAGAAUUGGGUAAUAUUCUUUCAAAUUUACCUUGCGAAUAA
Dictyostelium purpureum is the source of this 624-nucleotide messenger RNA. RefSeq lists its product as uncharacterized. The record is from RefSeq and is a predicted model, not a curated record. Bases 1 to 624 code for a protein of 207 amino acids. The transcript is spliced from 4 exons. NCBI's taxonomy places the organism in Eukaryota, Evosea, Eumycetozoa, Dictyosteliales, Dictyosteliaceae. Gene Ontology annotation, cellular component: proteasome core complex; nucleus; proteasome core complex, alpha-subunit complex.